This is a messenger RNA of Knipowitschia caucasica, 420 nucleotides long. The record is from the annotation of a GenBank genome assembly. NCBI's taxonomy places the organism in Eukaryota, Metazoa, Chordata, Actinopteri, Gobiiformes, Gobiidae.
AUGCCUUUCUGUGGGGGUGUUCGGAGUGGUUGUUCGUUGUCGUCUGAUGAGGUGAUUGGUAGCAGACAGAAAAAAUUGGACGAGGUGUCUGUGAGUGUCGCCAAACUGGCAGACUUCAUUGAGGAAGGAGUGGUGGAUUAUGCAAAGGCAAACCCUGGAACCGUUGUGUAUGUGUCGCCUCAGGGCAGUAGGAUCCCCAAGAUUGUUGCUGAAUAUUUGAAUGGCAAAGUGAGAGAGGAAAUCAUCACAUCUAAAACCGCACCACAGAUUUCAGAGCUUCUCACCAAACUGACCAAUCAGUCGGGGCUGGACAUUAUCCGCAUACGAAAACCCUUCCACACAGACGCCCCGAGUAUCCAGGGACAAUGGCACCCCUUCACAAACCGACCUCCGUCUAUCGGCCCCAUCAGACCACAGUAA